Ictalurus punctatus (channel catfish) is the source of this 6593-nucleotide messenger RNA. It is a transcript of the gene plcb1l, whose product is annotated as 1-phosphatidylinositol 4,5-bisphosphate phosphodiesterase beta-1. Gene Ontology annotation, cellular component: nuclear speck; cytoplasm. The transcript is spliced from 33 exons. Gene Ontology annotation, molecular function: calmodulin binding; calcium ion binding; phosphatidylinositol-4,5-bisphosphate phospholipase C activity. The record is from RefSeq and is a predicted model, not a curated record. Bases 308 to 4042 code for a protein of 1244 amino acids. NCBI's taxonomy places the organism in Eukaryota, Metazoa, Chordata, Actinopteri, Siluriformes, Ictaluridae. Gene Ontology annotation, biological process: lipid catabolic process; phosphatidylinositol-mediated signaling; memory.
UUCACUCUCCCAACUGCUUUAGUUCUGCACUCGGAGCACAAAACAGCGAGACAGCGUGUGAACCGUCAUCCUCUCCCACUCCUGUCCAAUAGCCCAACUGAAGCGCACGGAGCUGGUGCAAUAUGGACAGUAACGCGCUUCAGUUUCCUACGGACUGGCACUAAAAUCCACUUUUUAAAAAAUGCUUUGAGUUUUUUUUUUAUUAUUAUUAUUAUUAUUAUUUUUUAGAAUUGUUAUUUUAUUUUAUUUUUUACAUUGAACGGUAAACUGACAGUUGUGCGUUUGCAGUAAGAGUCGGCGCACUCAGAUGGCGGGGCCACAGCCGGGAGUUCACGCGCUCCAGCUCAAACCCGUGGCCGUACCGGAGAGUUUGAGAAAAGGAAACAAAUUCAUGAAAUGGGAGGAUGACUCCACCACUGUGACUCCUGUGACAUUACGGGUUGACCCCAAAGGCUACUUCUUGUACUGGACUGAUCAGAAUAAGGAGACAGAUCUUCUGGACAUUGCAUAUAUCAAGGAUGCUAGAACUGGGAAAUAUUCCAGGACACCUAAGGAUGCUAAAGUGCGAGAGCAGCUGGGUGUGGCCGGUGUGGUGGGAAAGAUUGAGAACAGAAUGCUGACAGUGGUGUCUGGUCCAGAUAUGGUGAACAUCACCUACCUGAACUUCAUGGCCUUCCAAGAUGAAUUGGCUAAGGAGUGGUCAGACGGGCUCUUCAGCUUGGCCUCCAAUCUCCUGAUCCAAAACAUGUCUCGGGAGUCCUGUCUAGAUAAAUUGUAUACUAGACUAAUACUGCAGCUCACUCCUGAGGGAUCUAUUCCUGUGAAGAACAUCUUCCGUGUGUUUUCGGCAGACAGGAAGCGGGUUGAGAAUGCGCUGGAAAUCUGUGGUCUUCCAUCUGGGAGAAAUGACUUAAUUCCCCAGGAACAGUUCACGCCGGAAAUAUUCAGAGUGUUCCUCAAUAACAUUUGUCCCCGGAAGGACAUCGAUACCAUCUUCUCAGAAAUUGGUGCUAAGAGCAGGCCAUACCUCACAGUAGAUCAGAUGACUGACUUCAUCAACAACAAGCAGCGGGACCCUCGGCUGAACGAGAUCCUGUACCCUCCCCUGAAGCCCGAGCAAGUGCAGGCGUUGGUGGAGAAGUAUGAACCUGACACCAUGCUCUAUAAAAGAGGGCAGAUUUCUGUGGAGGGUUUUGCCAGGUAUCUAAAUGGAGACGAGAACAGCAUCAUCCCUCCUGAGAAAUUGGACCAAAGUGAGGACAUGACACUUCCACUGUCCCAUUACUUCAUCAACUCCUCCCACAACACCUACCUCAUAGCGGGGCAGCUGGCAGGAAAUUCUUCAGUGGAGAUGUACAGGCAGGUGCUGUUGUCAGGCUGCCGCUGUAUAGAGCUGGACUGCUGGAAGGGACGCACAGCUGAAGAGGAGCCCAUUAUCACCCAUGGCUUCACCAUGACCACCGAGAUCUCUUUUAAGGAAGUGAUUGAGGCCAUUGCUGAGAGUGCUUUCAAGACAACUCCUUUUCCUGUCAUCCUUUCAUUUGAGAACCAUGUGGACUCCCCCAAGCAGCAAGCUAAGAUGGCUGAGUACUGCAGAUCAAUAUUUGGAGACGCUCUGCUUACAGAGCCACUGGAGAAAUAUGCACUGGAAGCAGGAAGUCCUCUGCCCAGUCCCAUGGACCUCUUGGGGAAAAUUCUCAUCAAGAACAAGAAGAAUUCCCACAAGGAUGAUGGCAGCACAAAGAAGAAGCUCUGUGAGCAGACCUCUAAUACCUACAGCGAUACGUCCAGCGUGUGUGAGCCGUCCUCUCCAAGCGCAGGCUCCACAAACCACGACAUGCAGGACUCCAGUCAGCCAAGCUCAGAGACGGGCAGUGACAGCAGGCUACAGGGGAGAAAAUAUAUUGGUGAGGUUGAUGCAGAAAGCGAGGAUGAAGAUGAUGAUGACGACGAUUGUAAAAAGUCCAUGGAUGAGGGGACAGCAGGAAGUGAAGCAUUUGCCACCGAGGAGAUGUCCAACUUAGUCAACUAUGUCCAGCCAGUCAAGUUCACCUCAUUUGAAGCGUCUAAAAAGACAAAUAAAAGUCAUCACAUGUCAUCGUUUGUGGAGACAAAGGCACUAGAACAGCUGACAAAGUCUCCUGUGGAAUUUGUGGAGUAUAACAAACUCCAGCUUAGCCGAAUCUACCCCAAAGGCACUAGGGUGGACUCCUCCAACUACAUGCCUCAGGUGUUCUGGAACGCUGGAUGUCAGCUUGUGGCACUGAACUUCCAGACAAUAGAUCUGGCCAUGCAGCUGAACCUGGGCAUGUUUGAGUACAACGGAAAAUGUGGCUACAGGCUGAAGCCUGAGUUUAUGAGGAGGCCUGAUAAACACUUUGACCCCUUCACUGAGAGCACAGUGGAUGGGAUUGUAGCACACACAAUUUCAGUGAAGAUCAUAUCAGGACAGUUCCUGUCCGAUAAAAAGGUUGGCACCUAUGUGGAGGUGGAAAUGUUUGGCCUUCCGGUCGACACUAAAAGGAAAGCAUUUCGGACAAAGACGUCCCCAGGCAACGCCGUGAACCCUGUAUGGGAUGAGGAGCCCAUAGUCUUUAAGAAGGUGGUUCUUCCCACUCUUGCGUCUUUGAGAAUAGCCGUGUACGAGGACAACGGGAAGUUUAUCGGCCAUCGCAUCAUCCCGGUGAACGCCAUCCGUCCUGGUUACCAUUACAUAGGGCUAAGGAAUGAGAAGAACCAAACACUAACACUACCUGCUGUUUUUGUCUACACCGAAGUCAAAGACUAUGUCCCUGACACCUUCGCAGAUGUGAUUGAGGCACUGUCCAAUCCUAUCCGCUACAUCAACCUGAUGGAGCAGAGAGCCAAUCAGCUUGCAGCUCUCACCCAGGAGGAGGGAGGACAAGAGGUGAACAGCAAAGAGAUAGACGCGUGCGGGGAGCCUGUAUCAGAGUCGAACAGCGAGGCCCAACGCCCUCCAGCCGAGAAUGGAACGAGCCAUACUCCUCUCAUCUCCCCCAAACCGCCUUCAUUGGUCAGCCAUCAUGCCCACUCCACAGGAUCUGUGAAACCAACUGUUAGGACUGAAGAUGUGAUUCAGAGUGUUUUGACAGAGCUGGAAGCUCAGACACUGGAGGAACUGAAGCAGCAGAAGGCUUUUGUACGGGAGCAGAAGAAACAGUAUAAAGAGCUGAAGGAGCUGGUCAAGAAGCACCAUAAGAAAACCACAGACAUGAUCAAAGAGCACACAGCCAGACAAAGUGAGCUGCAGAGCGAAUAUCAGCGCCGGCUGUCUGCCCUGCAAAAGAGUGCCAAACGAGAUGGUAAGAAAAGAUCAGGUUCGGAGCAAGCUCUGUCUGCUGUGGAUCAGGAGCUGGCCGCUCUGGAGGAGGAGAACAUGCAGAGACUGAGCGAGCUGAAGGAGCAACAGCAACAUCAGUUGCUCACUCUCAGACAAGACCAGUACUACAGUGAACAGUACCUCAAAGGCAAACACAUCAAACAGCUGGUAGAGAAGCUGACCACUGUAGCUGAAGAAUGUCAGAGUAACCAGCUGAAGAAACUUAAGGAGCUUUGUGAGAAAGAAAAGAAAGAUUUGAAGAAGAGGAUGGACAAGAAGAGGCAGGAGAGGAUACAUGAGGCGAAAUCAAAAGAGAAGAAUCUAACAGAGGAAGAGAAGUUGGAAAUCAACAGGUCACAUGUGAACGAGGUUGUACAGUAUAUCAAACGGCUGGAAGACGCUCAAAGCAAAAGGCACGAGAAGCUGACCGAGGCACACAAACUCAUUCGGCAGCAAAUCCUGGAGGAGAAGCCGAAGCUUCAAAUUGAGCUGGACCAGGAAUACCAGGACAAGUUCCGACGACUCCCAGUGGAGAUCCAAGAGUUUGUACAGGAAAGCGCUAAAGGCAAGCUAAGUAACGAAUGGGACCCGAGCUGCCUUAGCACCUCAUCCACCGCCGAGAACCUGGACCACAAAGCAGCCCAGUCAGAGGAGGACGCAGAUGAGGACUCUGCAGAGAAGGUGUUCGACACUCCUCUCUGAUCUACACGCUGGGUUUCACAUCAGCAUAUGUAAAGAUUUUGUAACAUCUAUCUUCCUAGUGUUGCUUCUUCUUUGUGUUUGAUCAUUUGCACCCAUCUGUGGGAUUUUCUGACUUUAGUAACAAAGUUCUCUUUGCCAUUCAUUCUUUAUGCAGAUAGAGCUUUAUAGCACUAAGGUAAGAUGUGUUUGACAGAAUGUUGACAUAACAUACUUGAACAACAGCUAGAAGACUUCUGGUUUCUUCAUGACGUUAGGUUUUUAAUUUGUACAUCAGUUAUGGUAAACUGACAAAUUUGAUCAUGCUGCUGUUUGGGUUUAGUUAAACACUAGGGAUUAUGUCUAUAUUUUCAUUAAUUGUGAACCAAGCCUGGGCAAUUAUUUGCAAGGCAAACUAUGAAAAUCAUUUCAGAGUAAGGCUGUAUAAAUAGCUUUAAACAGUAGAGGCUUUGAGAUCUCUGUCCCAUAUUCACCACAGCACUACAAUAUCUGUUUCUUUUCAAUUAGCACAAAUUACCCACAAGCCUGUUUUACAUACACAAAAAAAGAUGAAUAUUUUAUUGAUUUUUUUUUCUUUUAUCUUUUUAUACCUAUAAAUAGAAUCAUGAACGCUAUAUGUUAGUGUAACCUGAGGAAUGUGGGGUCAGUUGCAUGUUUUUGUACACUUGUAAAUGUUACUUAUAUACCACAGGGAUUGGAAGAAAAAAAAAAAAAGCAUACUCUUAAAUGUAAAUAUUAGCAUUUUGUUAGCUAAGAAAGAACAGAAAGACAGUUAUGUUAAUGUGACCACAGUGGUAGAAGUGUACGAAGAUUUUUAAAAAUAAUUUUUUGCACCUUGGCCUUAGCGAUAGAGUGCACUAAGUUUAUGUUUUGUUUCAGUUAAUAAUUCCUACAAGAGCAACGUAGAUAUGCUAGAUACAUGAUGCUGUCGUGUCUGUGUCAGAUAUAUACUGUUCAUUAGUUCUCUAUUGUACUUUAACAAUAGAGUCAAGGACUUUGGUUUAGUUUCAAUUUUCAAUGUGUGACCAAGUGAGUAUAUUAACUUUAAAACUAUAGGGGAAAAAAUAUAAAUGCUCAGAAAGCACAAAGAUCAUUGUUAAAUGGUAGCGUGAGUAGGUUAUGAUUAUCUUAACUUAUAGUGCUUUGGGAAACUCAGCCCAGAUCACCUUUGCAAGCAUGGACAAUUUUGGAAGAAAAAAAAAACUUCCCCUUUUGUUGUAAAAUGUUUGUGCCAAACAAACAAACAAAAAAUCACUAUAUUCCUGUAUGUAUGUCACUAGAUGAUCUGAUUGCAUUUUGCUGAUGUCUUACAAGUACAUUUGUUAAAUGUUACUUGGCACUGAAUGUUAUUAUUGCUUAAAUUGUAAUCUGGUCUAUAAUCACUGUUUAUUGUAAUACUGUAGCAAUUAUUUCAAAACACAUAUAUGCUGUAAAAGGCAAAUUACAUGCCCAUAUCUCUUCAAUACCACAGAACAAUCUCCUGUACAGUACACAAUACAUCUCAGUAUGGGGUGAUCACUGAGAUUUCUUUAAGUGAGCAAGGAGAGUAUGCCAUAUUUACACGGAUAUUAUUACUAUUUAAACACAAAAUAUUGUUAUUAUUAUUAUUAUUAUUAUUAUUAUUAUUAUUAUUAUUAUUAUUUGACAACACUGAAGUAAUCAGUCCGAUUUCAUGAGAAAUUCAAAUGAACAAGGUUGACCUGCUUGGAUUUUGUUCAAAAGGUACAAACGCUAACCUUAUACUUAACCCUAAGCUUAACCUUAGUAUCUUGUCAUACUGUAUGUCUUGAGUUACACAUUUUGUUAUGGAUCUGCAAGUGUAUGAUGUAACUGAUGGCAAUUAUGUACUGAUGUAAAUGUCCUUACAAUAGUCAAUUUUACAAUUCAUUUUCAUCCAUAAAGAUUAUUAGGCAAAAUUCGUAUCAUCACUAUAACUAAUGUUGCAUUUAUACAGUUUCUUUAUAGUAGGUAAUACCACAAAAAAAAAUUCAACAAGUGUAUCAGUGCUUGGAUUCCCAAAACAAUAUUUCAGAUGCUCUGUAGUGUCUGAUUACUAAUUGUUUUAUUGGCCCAGUGGAAUAAUGCUCACUAUAGACUACUGUACAAUACAGUUCUAGCUUGUCGUGCAACAAACAAAUUUUAAAGUUUGAAACAUUUAAUCGACUUGAAAUGACUUAAUGAGUGUACAGUAAUGUUGUUUUUUUGUUUUGUUUUUUUACGGUUGAGGGAUUAUUGCCAUGAUGUGAGUCCUGUGCCUUUCUAUAUGCUUGCCUUGUUGAAUGUGUGAAAUGCAUUGUGUAAAGUCACUAUAAGGACUAUGUGUUGUUGUAUGUCUGUAUGUCAACUGCUAAAUAGACUAUGUGCACUUUUUAGUACCAUAACACUACUGAGUAAACUUUGUGACUAGCAGUAUUUCAGAGGAAUGUUCUAUAAAUAAUGUGCUGCACUUUUGUUUUCUUUAUGCUGCCUAUUUCUCGUCUAAGUUAAAAGGAAAAUUAGAGUAUAGGGGAAAUGCUUGUAAAUAAAAUAAAUGUCGGUUCUAUAUGUAAACUUA